UGCAAAGCCAUGCCCCUCUAUUUACCUGCUGUUGUUGCUACUGCAGUCUCUGCUCUCUGGCUGCUUUAAAGAAUCCUAACCCCCUCCCCUUCCCCGCCCAAGCCGUCUCCGUGUCUGGUGGCUGGGGGGAAACAAGCAUCAACAGACUAUUGCUAUGAAGUAGGCAAUGGGUACAUAUAUCUGAGUUACGCCAACGGAGGGUUCCCUAACCAGUGUGGUUCAAAACAAGCUCUUAAGGACCCCCAGGAGAAAGAAGGCCAAUACUAAGGGCUGAUACCAGGAAUAUAAUUUCAUCUCUCAUUAUUUCUAUGUUGUUGUGCUGGCGUGGGCCCCCGGUAUAUCCAGUUCCGCAUGGUGGGUGACAGCACUCUGCAGUCAUCUGCAUUCUCUGCUUUCGUGAACCGGGGUUAGUGAGCUGCCGUUUUCUCCAAGCCUCUCCCUUCAGACCUGCUGCUGGAUGAGGUCUCACUCUUCAUCUUUCUGCUGCAGUCCUUUGCGUUCGACACCAGUGUUUCUGCUGUAAGAAGAUGGCGGAUCGAGCCGAGAUGUUUUCCUUCUCUACCUUUCACUCUCUCUCCCCUCCAGGCUGCAGGGCUGCCCAUGACAUCAGUCUGGAGGAGUUUGAUGAUGAGGAUUUGUCAGAAAUCACGGACGACUGUGGAAUCGGCAUGAACUAUGACUCUGACCCUUACGAAAAGGAUUGCCAUAUCUUGGAGAAAAGUGACCAUCCGCACCCUAUAUGUUCCUUCCAGGAAGAUUUUCAGGAGUUUGGAAUGAUUGACGACAAUGAUGGUGAUGAAGAUGAAGAUAUUGAUGAACUAGAAGCUCCACCAUCUCCAAUCACCUCACCUCUGCCUUCACCAUCUGAGAGAACAGGGCAGAAAAUGCGUCCAACCACCUUAAACCUGACAGCACCGGGCUCACAGGAUUCUCUGAACAACAAUGGGGGUUACUCUCCGCAGAAAACCAGCUGGCAAGAAACUGUGCUUCAUUCCUGUUCUCCACCACCUAGUGAACACUCAACACCUUCCCAUUCAUGUAUUCAAGAUGGUUGUCACUCUGAGAGAACAUGUACAACAGGUCUAUAUUCAGGAUCCCGUGACACAACAGAAGCUGAACAUCCCCAGUCACCACACAGACCUCAGCUUUAUGAUCGUGAAGGCAACAGGCCUAACAGCUUGGAAUAUGGUAACCAAAAGCCUGAGCAACAUAUGGAAGAUUAUAAUAUGAACAUCAUACCCUUUCUACCAUGUUCACCACUUCCACCACAUUCCCCAUCCCAUGACGAGCAGAUGUCACCUAAAUCAUGUCUCUCUCCAACAGGGUCCUUUGGCCAUCAAAAUAUGUCCACGAGUUCAGAUGCAGGAAUGGAGCUCCAUCACAUCAGAACUACUUCCUGUUCCUCUAACGUGGCCCAUGAUGAUGAUGUUUCUCAAGGUUCUGAUACAGAGCUGGAAUCGGCUAAUGGCAGCAGCAUGAGAUUGUAUCCAUCACGAAGGGCAAGUGAGACUUACACACUGACUUUAGAAACCAAGGCAGGUCCAGAACAAGAAUUAGAUAUCACCCUUGAUACCACUAGUAAAUGCCUGACACCAAGCAACCCAAUAAAUGAUGCUGGAACUCCACUGUCUGAUGAAGAAUUAGAAAAAGAUUUUCUGGUAGAUCCUGAAUGUGAAAGAACUGAAACAUCUUCUGAACCCAGAUCAGAUGAAGCUGAUAUUUCGCCAUUAGGUUUUGAAAGUAAUUUGUUUCAUUCAGAACCUACUCACAGUCAAAUGUCCUCAAACAGGCAAUUCUUUGAAGCAGUGGAAUCUGCUCACUGCAGUUCUGUUGGGCCAAUAGCUGGCCGUCCAUCUAUAUCCUCUAAUGAAACAAGUUCGCCUUCAUCUGAUCCAGGCAUUGAAGCAGAUCUUACCAGCAAAAGUUCCAAAAAGUACCUGCAGCACAGUCACCAUAGUGAUGACCUUAGCUCCCCAGGCUCAGACUCUGAUAUUGAAGGAGAGAUAGAAGCAGCAUUUGCCUGUGGUGGUAAUAUUGUUGGUAACAUGAUAUCAUCAAUAUCUGAGACUGAACUGGACCUCACCAGUGACAGCAGCAGUGGAAGAUCUUCACAUCUCACAAACUCUAUUGAAGAAGCUAGUUCUCCUACUUCAGAAGCUGAAAUAGAUGUAGAACUGGAGAGAGAUGGUAUUGUAGGCAUUAAGGACUCAUUACUUCUGACAAAAUCUGAUAUCAGUGAUAUUACUUCAUCAGCUAUUGAGGCAGACAUUCAGUCUGAAUUUGUCCGGCAAAGUCCAGAUUGUUAUAGUCGCUACAGUUUUGAUACUAAAGUAGACUCAUCAUCAGAGUUAAAGAUUGAAGAUGAUUAUGAAAGUGUGAAUUUUGAUGAAUCUCUACCACCCAUAGACCACACUGAUGAGCAAAUCCCUAGGCCGCUUGAUCUGAAAAUUGAACCAGACCACAGCUUAGAGAGUAUCAGGAGGUCUUUCUACCUUCCUAUUGGACCAAAGCUCAUGCCUGACAUAGAUGGCAACAGUGAAUAUGACUCUGACUCAGAUUCAGAACCUGAUGUUAGUGAGGAUUCAGACUCACCCUGGCUCUUGAGCAACUUGGUCAAUAAAAUGAUCUCAGAAGGUUCAUCUCCUAUAACAUGUCCAGAUGACUGUUUCCGACAAUCACCUUCUGCCAAUGACAGACUAUCUCAUCCUUUAGAACUGGAUAUAGAAAAAAUUAGUAUAGCUUUGAGCAAACACAGCGCAGUGGAGCACACUGCUGGUACAGUGACACAUCAAAACUCUUAUGAGUCACCACAGACUGGAGAGGAACCAGAUGAAAUAAGAGACAAGGUUUCAGACCACAAGCCAGAAGUAGUCCUCUAUAGUACUAAGAGUUCUAACAUCAAAUACAAGCCAAACAAUGAAACCCAAAAGAAGACAUCACCUUAUGAAGAGUGUAAAGCAAGUCCAGAAGCUAUUGAACUUCGUGCUGGUGCUUGCUUAUACAUGAGUAACCCAACUAAUGACAUAAUUGUUCCUGCAUUUGCUGACAGGGACAUUGCAAAUAUUGUUAGCAAGAUGGCAGCCUACAAGCACUGUGAAGUACAAAAUGAACUGCACAUAGAGUGUAAUAGCAUACAACUGGAAACUGCUGCCUCAAGCCCUGUGACUCCAGAUAAAUCUGAAGCUGCUCUGGUUAUUUCAGAAGAUGGUACUACCUCCCCAGUUAAGACACCUGAUGGAAGUAAAAACAGAUUCUGUAGUCUAAGGAAGGAGAUGGACUUUCAUACUUUGAAUGUAAAUGAUUUGACAGAAGAGGCAGACUUGGCUCCAUCCGAGAAUGAGGCAGAUGAUGUCACUGCAGAUGUUUCCACAGCAAAAACUAACAGAUGUUUUAAUCUGACAUAUUCAACAGAUGAAGAUGAUGUCCCCUACUUUGAGUCCCUAAAGAAUUCUCCAUAUUGUGAUGAGUUCCUUGAUGGCCCCUUAAGUCCAGAUAGUAACCUUGCUCCUAUGUCCCCAUCAGCUGUACUGAGGACCAGGGACCUAGAUGAAUCACUAGUUUAUGACUCUGUAAAGUAUACUCUGGUUGUAGACGAGAACACAAAGUUGGAACUUGUUAGCCUAAAGAGGUGUACUUCAGUCCUUAGUGAUGACAGUGAAAUCUCAACUAUCUGUGAUAACUGUGACCUUGAAGCUGAAACUGAGUUUGGAAGGGACAUGAUCAGGCCAGAAAUCCAGAACUCAUCAGAGGAUUCUUCUCCAGAAGGUGACAUGCAAUUUUCCAAAAAGUUCCUGAAUGUAUUUGUGAACAGCACAUCUAGAUCUUCUAGUACUGACUCUUUUUCUCUAUUCUCCUGCACAAUCAAUGGAGAAGAACGGGAGCAAACCCACAGGGCUGUUUUCAGAUUUAUCCCUCGCCAUGCAGAUGAAUUGGAACUCGAUGUCGAUGACCCACUCUUUGUAGAAGAGGAAGAAGAUGAUUACUGGUACAGAGGCUACAACAUGAGGACAGGAGAGAGAGGCAUAUUUCCAGCUUUCUAUGCUCAUGAAGUUAUGAGCCCAACGAAAGAGCUUACUGCAGGACUGAAGAGGAAGCCUGGUUGGGUGGAGAAGUUCAAUGUACAGUUUCUGGGAUCCGUGGAAGUGCCCAGCCAUCAAGGAAACAGUAUCCUCUGUGCUGCCAUGCAGAAAAUCGCAACAACCAGGAAGCUGACAGUGCAUCUACGCCCACCUGCAAACUGUGACCUAGAGAUCAGCAUCCAGGGAAUCAAGCUGGUUAUGAGUAUUGACUAUGGGGAUGGUGGUGAGUUUGAGAGAUGUAGUCAUUUUUUCCAAAUGAAGAACAUUUCUUUUUGUGGAUGCCACCCUAACAACAGCAGUUACUUUGGCUUUAUAACCAAACACCCUGUUCUUAACCGCUUUGCCUGCCAUGUCUUUGUGUCACUGGAAUCUAUGAGACGUGUUGCAGAAUGUGUUGGACGAGCAUUCCAAGAAUAUUACCAGGAGCACCUGGAGUAUGCCUGCCCCACUGAGGACAUCUACUUGGAGUGACCUGCCAUUUGCUUCAGCCAACAGGAAACAGCCAACCAAACUGAUGGGGCAGGGUAGAGGACAGUCGUUAUUAAGGGAGGGAGGGUAGCCGGGAGGGGAGGGAACCUGUAUAGUAAAAGACAAUAGCAUUCUUCUGGAAUUCCUUUUUCAAGCCCUACUUCUCUGCUUAUGCAUCUAUUUGCGGUUUUAGGUGCACAGUACCAAUUACUGCAUGACUUCACCAGUAAUGGACAUGUGGACAGCAGGCUUCAACUGCAAAAGAGGGCAAUUGGCCCUGGUCAGCUUCCCUAAUGGGAAAACACAAGCAUGUAUUUUUUUUUUCUUUUAGGGGGUAACAAUAGGUGAGUUAAGAUGCCGCUGCUGCUGUUACUGCUUGGUAAUCAUCUUUUCUACUACAUUUUCUCACAAGUUCCUAUACAUUUGGCCAAAAUCCAUUUUAGAAGACACGUGGCAAUACUUUAUUUAUCUGCUCAUCUAUGUGUCUGGCUUUUAUUUAUUUAAAGCUAUACAACAUAUUUUUAUCAAGUAAGUAUCCAAUGCAGAUGAGAAUAAUAUGUGGCAAAAAUAGAUGAUUUAUCAGAACUAGUUUGUGAAUUUUGAUCCUAUUUUUUUUUUGAGGGGGAGGGUUAAUGACUGUUUUCUGCCCAUGUCACUUUAACAGAAUAUCCUAGCACUGUGCUCAGCUGGAUAUAAGGCAAGGAUAACUAGGUACACAUGUCGUUAGUCAACAGAGCCUUCUAGGCAUUGGUAGCCUGGAUUCUGCAGCCUUGAUGACAAGUGAACCAAGAUGCAUUACUUCAAAAAAAAAAAAAAAAAAAAAAAAAAAAACAGAGCCAGAGCCAGUAAUCUGCACAGAUGGAUGCCACACAGCAGUUAUCUGUUUUGAAUGGAACAACUUUUGCUAUUACUGUGUCAGUGAUGCUGUUAUGGGUAAUUCCAUGUUGGUCCAGAAUUUGGGACUGAGCACACCAGAAACUGAAAAAUAUUCUUUUUCUUAAAAGCUUCUGUGGAGAUGCAUAAUACCAAUGGCCCUGUGCUGUAGAGCAUUUCCUAUUGAUAGUCCAAAGGUAAAGUGACUUUAUUACAGCAGCUUUCAGAGCUAUCAGCACAAAGGUCAAUAUUGGGUGCUGAAAAAUAUUCCAUGGAAACUUAAAUUUGGGAAUCUGGUUUCAAGCUGCUUGGAGGACUUUACUAUUACUGAAAGCUUACAGGACUGGAUCAUUGAAGGAGAGAUGAUUUGCUGCUACAUGACUGAAGGACUGAAUUGCACAAGACACAAGCAUGGAUCCCAAACAGAGGGAUCCGUAAAAGGUACUGAAGGGAUUAUUAAAGCUAGGACUAGCUCUGUGUGUGCAUAUGGUAAUCUAGACUAAUGUCACAAUAAACCACAGUGGAUCACA
Molecule: messenger RNA, 5950 nt
Organism: Protopterus annectens (West African lungfish)
Lineage: Eukaryota; Metazoa; Chordata; Ceratodontiformes; Protopteridae
Gene: MAPK8IP2
Product: mitogen-activated protein kinase 8 interacting protein 2
Exons: 12
Coding region: 528-4550 (1340 amino acids)
Biological process (GO): regulation of JNK cascade
Cellular component (GO): cytoplasm
Molecular function (GO): protein binding
Source: RefSeq, a predicted model, not a curated record